Lactuca saligna is the source of this 375-nucleotide messenger RNA. The record is from the annotation of a GenBank genome assembly. NCBI's taxonomy places the organism in Eukaryota, Viridiplantae, Streptophyta, Magnoliopsida, Asterales, Asteraceae.
AUGAGGCAUGCACUCUCCCUCAGUUUUUCAGGCUUCUUUUUAGACAAAUGUGACUCCAUACGCCAACGUUCCUCAGGGGAAAUUUUCAUCGGGGGACUUAUCACGAUCAUAGGUCGAGCCGUCGGCCUAGACUUUCCGGAUCCCGAGUACAUACCUGUCGACACCCCACCGAACUUCCUGCUAGAUUGUGACACUCUCAUCCGGAUGGAGAUGUUGCUCGAUCGGGGAACCCGCACGUACAGUUGGUUAGACGCUGACAAAGCCCCGGUUUACAUCCUGCCAAGUUGGAUCGGUUCUCAUUCGAUGCAGGCGACCCCGACACUUGGCUCCUCCAGAUCAAUUGACCCAAGCAGGUGUAUUCCCAGAAUUCGGUGA